Molecule: messenger RNA, 1207 nt
Organism: Acanthaster planci (crown-of-thorns starfish)
Lineage: Eukaryota; Metazoa; Echinodermata; Asteroidea; Valvatida; Acanthasteridae
Biological process (GO): mitochondrial translation
Cellular component (GO): ribosome; mitochondrial small ribosomal subunit
Molecular function (GO): structural constituent of ribosome; small ribosomal subunit rRNA binding
Source: RefSeq, a predicted model, not a curated record
UUCAAGAUGGCGGCUCUCAUGAAGCAUCAUCAAAUUCGUGCUCUGUGCGAAAAAGUUAACAUGUUGACGUUCCUUAAAAGGAGUUGCGGUGCUUUCUUGUCAAAAAAUUACUCUCAGUGGUCAUUAAGAAGUAUUUCAGCUUCUGUAUUAAACACAAAUAACACCAGUCAUCUGGGUAUUGCCCCAACUAUAACAUUACCAUCAAGAAAAUUCCAAACUGAUCUUAAUGCUCAAGAGGGAGAACAGCACCAAGAGCAAAGUCCUGACCAUCCUCAGCCAAGUAUUGAAGAUCCAUUUAAAGAGCCAGUGGAGCCAUGUAUUCUAUGCAAGAGCAAAGUACCAGUCUCCUACAAGAAUGUGCAGCUAUUGUCCCAGUUUGUGUCCCCCAACACCGGAAGGAUCUACGGUCGUUACAUCACCAAGCUCUGCAGCUACCAACAGAGGCGCGUCACAAAGGCCAUCAAGCGGGCCAGAAAAAUGGGUUUUAUGCCCUACAUGUACAGGGAGACUAUUUUCCUCAAGGAUCCUAACCUGUUUGAUAUCAGGUACACAGGCAAUGUGGAGAUUGCAAUGAAAGAACCCUCCAACCUUGUUGAGCCCCAGACACACGAGGAGCCUCAACCUCAAGACGAAAUCCCAGACAAGUAACAUUGUUUUUGACGGUGUAAAACUUGUUUUGCACUCGGAAACAACCAAAGAAUAUUGCAUCAGUGUAUAGAUCUUAAAGGCUGUGUGCUCAAUAAAAGUCGUGGACUCUUCAAACAGACCAGACACCAGCACUUGAGUGUACAUUUCAUCUGUAUGUGGUGGAAAACUUGUGAUGAUGACUUAGCAACACCUGACAGGAUUGUUUUACCUCACUGUCCAAAAGCUGUGAUGUUCAUGAAGUCCAAUGAUCAUGGUCGAAGACCGGCAAUGACAAGAUGAGCUGCAUAAGGGGCAGUUGCUAGACAGAUGAACAUGUAUAUGUAGUCAUUUAUGCUGUAUUUUUCAAAAUGACGUCAUUUUUUAAAACAAACAACAGCCUCUCAGCAAAUUGCGUUUGCUGACUUGAAAUUAGCCAUGCAAGUGAAUUGGCUGAAGACUUAGACUUCAGUUUGAAAGAUGUCAGUCAUUGAUGAUAUCAUUUUGCCACAGGCGUCAUAACAUGCACCACUGUUUCAUUACACAAGUUUUGAAGUGUAUUAGUUUUGUUUCCACGGGGACA